CUCGACAGAUCCUGCCGCAGUCCGCUCCCUCCCGCUCCGCUCGCCCCUGCCCGCCCGCCCGCCCGGUCGCGCGGUCGCCGCCGCCACCGUGUCGCCCGCAUCCUCCGCCUGGCGCCUCCGGGCCCCGUGCCUCCGCCCGCCCUCUCCGGCCCCGGCGACGAGGUAACGCGCCCUGGGCCGAGCCGCCGGGCCCUCCGCCCAGAGCGCCGCCCUCCGAGCUCGCCCCGGUGGGUGUGGCCCGGCCUGGCCCGUGCCCCGCUGCCGCACUUCGGUCCCUCCCGAGCCCCGCCGCCGCAUUUCGGCCUCCUCCGGCCGCCCGUAGUUCCAGUUCCCCUUUCCCCACCACGGAGCCCCAGGGCCCCUGGGCUUGUCGAGAUGUCUGAGGCGUCAGGAAAUCUCAACAGCCUCCGCAUGGCGAAUGUGGCCCUGCGCGAAGAAUUAAAUGCCCUUCGCGGGGAGAAUGCCAAUUUGGGCCUCCAGCUCGGGAGAGCCCUGGCCGAGGUUAAUUCCUUGCGGGGCAAUGUCUCCAGCUACAUCCGCUGGCCAGUACCCAUAGUGCCCGUCCUUGCGGAGGAGAACUUGGAGUUCGCGCUCAGUGAGAUCGAAGUCAUUCCCGGGGGAGAACUGCCCUUCUUGUGCCGGCCUCCCCCACGCGCGGAGCCCGACUGUAUCUCGGAUGAUCUUUUGAUUAACGUGAUCCAGGAUCGCAGCACCCCCGACGGGCCCGCUGACCCCCCUCUGCUGCCCAUCCCGCCCCCGCCGGCGCUGCCUCCGCCCGCGUCAAAGGAACCGCCCCCGCAACCCCCUCUGGCACCGCUGGAGCGGCCUGAGAUAGAGCCCUUUUCAGGAGACCCAGUCUACCUGGCUGAAUUCCUGAUGCAGCUAGAGACCUUCAUAGCCGACCAUGAGGUUCAUUUCCCCGGGGGCGCCGAGCGGGUGGCCUUUCUGAUCUCCUUUUUCACUGGCGAAGCCAAGGACUGGGCCAUCUCGGUCACCCAGGAAGGAAGCCCCUUGCAUGCCAACUUCCCGCGCUUCCUGGAUGAAAUCCGUAAGGAAUUCUGUGGCCCCAUCCCCCCACGUGUGGCUAAAAAGGCCAUUCGCAAGCUCAAGCAGGGCCACUGUACCCUCGGCAGCUAUGCAGAUGCUUUUCAGUUCCUGGCCCAAUUCUUGUCUUGGGAUGACUGCCGCCUCCAAAACCAAUUCCUCAAAGGCCUGUCGGAAUUCUUCCGCAAAGAGCUCUUAUGGUCAACAGAAAUGGCCGACCUGGAUGAGCUGAUUCUCGAAUGUGUGGAGAUAGAAAGAAAAGUGCGCGUUCCCAAGCCUAUCCCGCUCCCUGGAGUUCGAAAUAUCAUCUUCCCUUUUGCUCCGAGUCCCAAUGAGGAAGAAAGUGAAGAUGAAGAGUACUACAGUGAAGAUGAAGACCAAGAGGCACGCAGGCACAGGCUUCACUCCAAGGACCAGAGGAAGCGCAUGAGGGCUUUUCAGCAAGAGAUGAAGGAGAAGGAGGAGGAGGAGAUGAAGAAGGAGGAAGAAAUGAAGAAGAAGGAAGAGAAGGAGGAGGAGGAGGAAGAGGAAAUGAAACAGAAAGAGGAGGAGGAGGAGAUAAGGAACAAGAAUGAGGAGGAAGGAGAGAGUAAGGAUGAAGAAGAUGAAGAUGAGGAUGGGGGCCAGAAACCAGAAGGAGAGCCACAGCAGGAUCCAGGGACUGAGGAGACCUAUGGUGAGGUGGAGGAGGAGCCACUGGAUGAGGCCCAAGAUGAUGACCUAGAUGAGCUGAUGGAGAUGGAGCCGACCUUUGUUCACGCGUCAUCCCAGACUUCUGGCCCCACAAGUGGUUACCACGCCGAAAACUUCCUGGGUGCAUCACCUCCCAUAAUACAGCCUAGCAGACGGAGGAACCAGAAUCGAGUCCCACUUCUGGAAGGCCUUCCAGGCACCAAUUCACCAUUCUACAGCUCCCCCCAACUGAUUCGCCGCACAGGUCGUUUAGGACAACGCCAAGUUCGAAGACGCCCCCCUGUGCUUUUCCGCCUCACUCCGAGACAGGGGGGCCACCGAGCUGCUCGUGGCCGAAUUCGAGUUUGAGUGCUGGGGCCAGAUGGCCACCCAGAACACACCCUUCUUUUGCAUCCCCCGCCCCUGCUAUUGCUGCCAUACCUGCCCCAUUUGCUGACCAGGACUUCAGGGAGUUUCAGACCUGCAGAACCUGAAGAAGACCUGCAGAAUUCCAGACCAUCUUGCAACCGUGACCAGAGAGCGACGUGUGCCCAACCAGGGCCACCUGGGAAAGGAGGGAUCAGCAAUAGCUGCCCUCUUGGCAUGUACUCUGCUCAGUCCGGCCACGAGCUGGAGAGCAAGUUUCUGGGCCUGUUCCCAUAAAUGAACUGGUCACCCUCUUGUAUUUCCCCUCUGGUUGUUCCUAACCCUCACCUCUCCUGCGUUUCUUCACCCUAUGUUCUACAGUUUUAUUCUCUGACUGACCCACCAGGACUUCACCCAAUGCCUCACUGAUCUGCCCCAAUGAGCAAGAGGACAGGCUACCCUGAACUCCUAAAGCCACUGAGGCCAGUUGCUAGAUAUAAUCGAUGGUGAGCAGGAUGGUAUCCAGAAAUGUCCCUAGAAUCCUACACUCAUUUCAUGCCACACCUCCAGCAGAGGGCCUGGAAGAGGACCCGACAUCUAGCCCAGUGAGAGUGUGCAAAGCCACAUGUCAAAUGGACAACUUGACGGAGAUUUGCCCUUGACUGACUGUGCAGGCUGGUUCCACUUACAGCACUUGAGUUUACCUUUGCACAGAUUCCUGUAUCAGGGCUCUUGGACUGACUUGCCACACAUCUGGAGCCCUUUCCUCUCACCACAUUGCCCUCCUGGGCACCCCCGGUGGACAGCGCCCAACAUUGCAGGCUCCACAACUUUCCUUGAUGUUGCCUAAAGGGUAGCCAGUUAGGGUUCCGGAGAGGAGAAGGAGGAAGAAGAGGAGGAGGAGAAAGAAGCAGCAACGAUCAUUCUGCCAUUGUAAAGAGUGACUCUUUCCUUAGGGAUGGUGGUCUUCUCCCCUUGCCAGGCCUUGGACUGCAGCCCCCAGUCAAAGGUCUUUGCAGGACACUUUCUAUCCUUGGAGUUGCAGAGGAGGCCUGAUUGGCCAUUCCUUCUGGGACAGACAGAGAGAGGGCCCAUGGCCUGCUCUGAGCUCCCUUCAAUUUCAAGGAACCCUUAGUUCUGAGAGGAGAGAGGAAGGCUGCACCUACCGUGGCCUCACAGCUGGGACCCCUCAUGGGGGCCAACCCCUGGCCUGCUGCUGUGCUUCAGUGACACAGUAAAGCUUAAGAGGGUGGCUGCCUCCUAGGAACUCCUGGGACUUCUAGGUACAAACUCAGGUGCCCUUAUAAAGAGACCCACUGCUUGCCUUGAGUCCAGAAAGCACUGCUUCUGCAGUGAAAAACACACACUUACUAUGUCAGUUUUGGCCAUAAAAUGCCAGCCAAAUCCACUGCUGGCCUGAACUGCCCCUGGACACUGGACUUUCUGCACAGUGACUGGCAGCAGAGCAAGUGCAGCCAGGGUUUGUGGCCAAAGGGAAGAAAGCAUAGUAAAUUCAACCUCUGUUCCUCAUGGGAGUCUGACCGAUAAUCUCAGGCGGACCUUAGGAUCUUGGGCCUGGAGGCAAGAGAAAAAAGCUGGAGGAAGAGGAGUCGCAGAGAAACCCAGUCCUCUGACUGGUUUCUGGUGAGGUCUCUAUUCAUCAGUGGGAGGUAAGAUGCCCUUUUCAUUAGCGCUUUUGUUUCUCAGCCUGGGGAUCAGUGGAUUUGGAUUCCUAUAACCUGUUGCUACCUUUUAAAAAGAUCCCCUCUCUCCAAAGAGAAAAGUAAUACAUAAUCAUUAAAGAAAGUUUGGAAAAUAGAGAAAACUAUGAGGACAAAAACCCCCCAGCCAUUCAGAGUCCCACCACACAGAGGCAAGCACUAUUAACACUUUGCUGCUUUCCUUUCUAGUGUGUUCUUGCUAUGUCUUGUCAAAGCUGAGAUCACCCUGCCAGUUCUUGAUCAGCAGGAUUUAAAAUGGCUGCCACCUGUGCAGUCAUGCAUACUGAAUAAUUCAUUUAAGCAUUCUCCUAAUUUGUUGGACCUUUCAAUUGUCUGGUUUUCCCCAUCCCCACCAGGGCAGGAGUAAACAACUUUGUAAAGAAAAUUUUGUCUGUUUUUCAGCUGAUUUUAUCUGAUUUCCUCAAGAGUGCAUUCCAGAAGGGGACCUGCUAUUCUUCGAGGGGACCUGCUAUUCUUCGAGGCAGUGGACCCUGUUUGCUGAUGGUCAACACUCUGGCCCUGCUGCCCCAUGUCCCUGUGGAGAAGUGUGAAGGACGGGUGCCUUAAACCCACACUUCCAGGGACCCUUCAGCACAGGUCCUGCCUGUUCCCAUGGUGCUUCUCACCCUGAACCCUCAGAGCUACAGCCAGGGAUAGAGCAGAUGAGCAGUGAGCUGGUUUCCACCCUCUGGGGCAGGAGGGGCUUGGGCUUCCCUUUGACCCUCUUCCUUCCUUUCCCAGAUCUUCAAUAUUUGUUGUGAUGUAACAGCCAUAAGAGCUGUAAGAGGAACUGUGGGCUUUGGGAGCUUUCUUGGGUUGAAAGAGGGGUGGGGGGAGGGGAUGCAUGCAGGGGUAUGAAGGCAGCCCAAGGUCUCCCAGAGGCUCGGGAGGAAACCCUUUUGGAAUACAUGUGUUAUUGUUGCAUUACUGUGUUGUGAAGAUAAGAAGCUGCUCUGUAUGCUAAAGCUUUCUCUCCUCAAUAAAAAUAUAAAGGGUGUGUAAA
Homo sapiens (human) is the source of this 4806-nucleotide messenger RNA. RefSeq names its product retrotransposon Gag like 5 (gene RTL5). Bases 376 to 2085 code for a protein of 569 amino acids. The record is from RefSeq and is marked validated. NCBI's taxonomy places the organism in Eukaryota, Metazoa, Chordata, Mammalia, Primates, Hominidae. The transcript has a single exon.